Molecule: messenger RNA, 963 nt
Organism: Sorex fumeus (smoky shrew)
Lineage: Eukaryota; Metazoa; Chordata; Mammalia; Eulipotyphla; Soricidae
Product: olfactory receptor 10Q1
Exons: 1
Coding region: 1-963 (320 amino acids)
Biological process (GO): G protein-coupled receptor signaling pathway
Cellular component (GO): membrane
Molecular function (GO): olfactory receptor activity; G protein-coupled receptor activity
Source: RefSeq, a predicted model, not a curated record
AUGCUCGCCCGGGGUCCUGCCCUCCUCAACCAGUCUGGCCCCACCGAGUUCGUGUUCCGCCCCUUCACCCUGGUGCCCGAAUUCCAGGCUCUCCUCUUCCUCCUCUUCCUCCUGCUCUACCUGCUGAUCCUGUGCGGCAACACUGCCAUCAUCGCGGUGGUCUGCACGCACAGCUCCCUGCGCACCCCGAUGUAUUUCUUCCUGUGCAACCUCUCCCUCCUGGAGAUCUGCUACACCACCGUGGUGGUGCCUCUGAUGUUGGCCAACCUCUCCGGGCCGCAGAAGCCCAUUCCCCUGGCGGGCUGCGGGGCCCAGAUGUUCUUCUUCGUCACCCUGGGCAGCACGGACUGCUUUCUCCUGGCCGUCAUGGCUUACGACCGCUACGUGGCCAUCUGCCACCCGCUGCACUACACGCUCCUGAUGACGCGGAGGCUGUGCGUGCAGAUGGUGACGGGCGCCCUGGGCCUGGCGCUCUUCCUCUCCCUGCAGCUCACGUCCUUGAUCUUCACCCUGCCCUUCUGCGGCCACCGGCGCCAGAUCAACCACUUCCUCUGCGACGUGCCACCCGUGCUGCGUCUGGCCUGCGCCGACACCCGCGUGCACCAGGCCGUGCUCUACGCCGUGGGCAUCCUGGUGCUCACGCUGCCCUUCCUGCUCAUCUGCGUGUCCUACGUGUUCAUCGGCGCGGCCAUCCUGCGCAUCCGCUCGGCCGCCGGCCGCCGCCGGGCCUUCUCCACCUGCUCCUCGCAUCUCACCGUGGUCUUGCUGCAGUACGGCUGCUGCAGCCUGGUGUACCUGCGCCCCAGCUCCAGCGCCACGGAGGAUGAGGACCGCCAGAUCGCCCUGGUCUACACCUUCGUCACCCCCUUGCUCAAUCCCCUGAUUUACACCCUUCGGAACAAGGACGUCAAAGGCGCACUCAGAAACGCGGUGGUCGGCAAAGUUGGCUCUGACCUCCGUUGA